Messenger RNA from Xiphophorus couchianus (Monterrey platyfish), 2969 nucleotides. RefSeq names its product T-cell surface antigen CD2. The record is from RefSeq and is a predicted model, not a curated record. NCBI's taxonomy places the organism in Eukaryota, Metazoa, Chordata, Actinopteri, Cyprinodontiformes, Poeciliidae. The transcript has 6 exons. The coding region runs from base 1281 to 2390 and encodes 369 amino acids. Gene Ontology annotation, cellular component: membrane.
UAAGGAAACCAGCAUCAAUAAAUAGGUUGUCAGGUAAAGCUCUUAUCUUUUUUCUAAAAAAAUUUCUUGCAGUUCCUAUAGGUUUAUGAAAUCUACCUGAUACCUACAUUAAAUAUCAUACAAGCUCAAUAGGCUUUAGCUUGGCUUUUCCUACUGCUUAUAAAACCUUUUGUUCACAUAAUACACAAAUGCAGAGGUAAGUAGUGAUGGCCAAAGUAAACCUCAUGAAGCAAUGAGGUUGUCCAGUCCAUUGUUUUGCCCAAAAGUUCAUUACUCAUUGCUUCAUUCAUUGCUCCCUAUCUGCUGCUGCACUAAAACUGACAGCCCUUUCAAAUAAACAAAUCAUACUUCUAAAAUAUUUAAACACAGUAAAACAGUCAGCGUAUUCAGUAUUGUCACAAAGUUUUUGUCAAACCCAUGUCUAGAACAGUAGGGUCUAUUGAAACCUAUUUAACUCUGGCAUCUCUUUUUGAAACCAAGGUAGUACUACUAAUAGGUUGACCACCAGUUGUGGUUGUGCUUUCUUUUUCAUUUGCCAAAAAAGACAUUUGAUGUUUUAGUUUGUUGAGAGUGAAGUGCUUAUUGGACAGACAGCUUUGUGUUGGUUACUGUCUUCCUAAAAAACUAAGAUUCUUCUAAAUUCUCUUUUUCUAUGACUUCUUCUGAUUCUUUGUAGUUAACUAAACAGAAUUUCACUCAUCCAAUGGCUUUCAGUCUUUUCUGCUGUGUGAGACUGAUGUGUCUUUGUUGAUGAAACAUUUUAUUUAUUUUUUUUUGGAAAUUUCUAUGAAAUUUCUGGAGGGCAGGGGUUAAUUGAAGAAUUAUAUUGUGAAUUUGCUCUCCUGCUUUCUCAUGCUUAACCAAGCUACUGACAACCAUCCACAAAGCAAGAUGGUUUGUAGCUCUUUUAUCUUGAAAAUUGACACACAAAAUAUAGCAGUGACGUGUCCAGUGUAACGUGAGGCAUUGUUUGUCAUCGGUUGUGUGUUUCAGCAAUACACAUGCAUCAAAGCGGGACUUCAUCUGAUACAUUUUAACUCUGUAGAGAGUUAGUAGGAGAAUGGCUUACAGGAAACUGUAAUCUUCUUACUUUUUCUUCUUCUUUUUAUUGUUUUUUUAGGUUUGCUCAGCUUCCUUCCUUAUGCCACCCGUAACUGAAAGGUAUUUGCACAGUUUUUCUUCUGAAGCUAAUCAUUAAUGGGACAUACUGUACAUCAGCUGUUGCAUACAUUUAUGUUUUUAACAGUCACUGAUCAACAAAGACUUGGGUGAAUAGAGACAUGAAAGCUGUGAUUAAGCUGCAGUUGAUCCUGAUAGGAGUCUGUAGUGCGGGGAAACCUUCCUGUGACGGCAGACAAAAUGGAGCUCAGUGUUUUGGAGUUUUGGGAGGAGCAGUAGACGUUCAGCUGGUGGACAACGUGUCAGAAAUACCCAGAUUCUUAUGGAACACUAAUAACUCUGUGAUACUAUAUUGGAGGUAUAAUAAAGUAGUUCUUAAAAAGGACGGCAGAAUUCCGUUUUUUCCCAGUAAUGGAUCAGUCACGAUCAAUGACCUGAGAAGGACUGACAGCGGUCAAUAUAAACUUGAAAUGUUUGAUGGAAAUGGAAAAAUCACAGGACGGAAAACUCUGCAACUAUUUGUUAUAGCUCCUGUGUCCUCUGUCCAGCUGGUCCCUGAGUGUUUAUCUCAGGGACAGAUGAAGGUGUCCUGUGUGUCUCAAGGUGACAGUCCUCAUUACAGCUGGACUCUGGAUGGACACAACCUGACAGACUGUGAGCUCUUCUCUAGAAAUAUUGAGACCAACAUCAUCGUUCUGAGACGAAACAUCUCAGGACAUCUGGUCUGCUCAGUCAGGAAUCCAGUCAGUAAUAUCUCUAAAGGGAUGAAAUUAAGUGACUGUGGCUUCAUUUUCAUUAACUGCACUUCCAAUGGGACACAAAUAGCUAAAUGGGUGUAUAAAGAAAAUAACACUCUGUGUGUUGAACCAACAACAGUCCCUCCAAGAACUAAAUAUACUAUUGUGGGUAAGAAGACACAGUCAAAUACUUCUGCUAGAAGCCCUAGUGCCAAUGAUCAACCUUGGUACAUUAGGCAGUUGCCUGUAAUGGGUGGUGUAUUAGCAGCACUCGUAAUUGUCUUGAUAGCCAGCAUAGUCUUCGUCUGUGUUCACAAGGAUAAGAAAAACACAAAAGUGGAGAAGGAGAAUGAUGACCAGGAAAUGACCUAUGCUGACGUUAGGAUUGUGAAAAAGCAGGGGAGAAGAGUGGACAAAAGUGAGGAGGCUGAUGUGGAGUACGGCCAGGUCAAAUUUUCAAAGAAACCAAGAACAUCUCAGACUAAUCCGACAAUGGAUGAUACUGUGUAUGCACAAGUACGAAGAGCCAGGUGAUUUGUAAUGUCUGACAGGCUUAUUUUCACACACUUACAAAGACAACGAUAUGAAAGGCUGAGAGAGAGAGCGAGAGAGAGAGAGAUGAUUCCCCUCAUCAUGAUGUGGGAAAUGUAAAGUGAAAAAAGCUUUUAUUGUAUAUAAUUUCCUCCUGAAAUUCAAGUUAUGGCCCAUUUAUGGAGAUUAAUACAGCUGUUCCGCCUUCAGCUCAAACCAUGGGCCAUUCACUGCAUGUCUAUACAUUCUCCCUAUUCCUGUUUACUAUGAUGCUGAAUAAAAGAAAAUAGUGCCACAAAAUUGUUUAAAAUAUCAAGUUUUACAGCCUAAGGUUUAUUGUGCUACUUAUUUUUUAGAAGUCCAUUUAUAAGUGCAGUUUUAACUUAUUAAACGUGAUUCUUGCUUCUUGAUAACAUAAAGUCAGCUUGGUGAGCAACACCAAAUAGCACUGGAAAAUAUUUCUUUUAAAUGUCUUUAAUUUAAAAGUGUUCUUCCUAAAUAUUUAUUGGACUUGAAAAGCUGAAAUGCUGUUACAAAAAGCUGCAUGUGAUGUUUGUCAAAUUAAAAUAUGUUUGAUGAAUA